CAAGUGGUAUACGACUCGACAUCUAUCCCAUCAUUCCUCCCAGCUUCUUCUGUGGUUAUCCAAUUCCAAACCAUCCAUCUCUCAAUCCAAUUCUUCCUCCUGAUCGUGCGAAAAGAACACCUUCGAGAAGGAUCUAAGAAUUCGAACCAAGCCGCCAAACUGGCUCACUCACGCCCCCCACCGGUCCGUACCACUCACUCGGCAACGGCCGCAGCCUCACCCCCAUUGUCGCCGAAAAGGUCGCAUCACCAUCGGCGAAAGUCUGGAAAAGAGCACGUUGCUACAGAGAAAAAGGCCUCUAGACCAACAAGCCUGAGCAGGAGGACAACCCCGCAGUACGUGACCAAAGUCGGACCCGGAUGGAGCGGAGGACGAGGUAGCACCAGUGCCAGGGACGGUGAAGAAGGUGGCCGAGAUAGCGGGGAGUCGUUCCCGCAGUUCUGUUGGUGUGGGUGA
Molecule: messenger RNA, 456 nt
Organism: Lachnellula hyalina
Lineage: Eukaryota; Fungi; Ascomycota; Leotiomycetes; Helotiales; Lachnaceae
Exons: 3
Source: RefSeq, a predicted model, not a curated record